Messenger RNA from Phasianus colchicus (ring-necked pheasant), 4203 nucleotides. The record is from RefSeq and is a predicted model, not a curated record. Lineage: Eukaryota; Metazoa; Chordata; Aves; Galliformes; Phasianidae.
AUGCCGCCUUUAGGAGAUUAUCCUGAAAAUGAUUGCAGCUGCCACCAGAGAGCAGAAGUGCCAGAUGCUGCCAUAGCCCCCAGGGAAGUGGCUGUGUGUGAUGAGUUGCUGGAGACAGAAGGAUUGGAAGAACAGACGUCCUUCUCCAGAUCUUGCAUGCUACGAGAUGACUUCCGCCAAAACCCUACAGAUGUUGUGGUGGCAGCUGGAGAACCUGCAAUACUGGAGUGUCAACCACCUCGUGGGCACCCUGAGCCCACCAUCUACUGGAAAAAAGAUAAAGUCCGUAUUGAUGACAGGGAAGAGCGGAUCAGUAUACGUGGUGGGAAGCUAAUGAUCUCCAAUACACGAAAAAGUGAUGCUGGCAUGUACACUUGUGUUGGAACCAACAUGGUGGGGGAACGAGACAGUGAUCCAGCAGAACUGACUGUCUUCGAGCGGCCCACGUUUCUCAGGCGACCAAUCAACCAGGUGGUGUUGGAGGAGGAGGCCGUGGAUUUCCGGUGCCAGGUGCAGGGGGACCCGCAGCCGACCGUCCGCUGGAAGAAGGACGAUGCAGACCUGCCAAGAGGAAGGUAUGACAUUAAAGAUGACUACACUUUGCGCAUCAAGAAGGCUAUGAGCACAGAUGAAGGCACCUACACGUGCAUUGCUGAGAAUCGAGUUGGAAAAGUGGAAGCAUCUGCUACCCUUACUGUGCGAGCUCCCCCACAGUUUGUGGUGAGACCACGAGAUCAGAUUGUAGCCCAGGGUCGAACGGUGACUUUUCCUUGUGAAACUAAAGGAAAUCCCCAGCCAGCUGUUUUUUGGCAAAAAGAAGGAAGUCAGAAUCUGCUCUUCCCAAACCAGCCUCUCCAACCCAACAGUAGAUACUCGGUAUCGCCAACUGGAGACCUCACUAUUACCAACAUUCAGCGGUCUGAUGCAGGCUACUACAUUUGUCAAGCACUGACGGUUGCUGGAAGCAUUUUAGCAAAGGCUCAGCUGGAGGUUACUGAUGUCUUGACAGAUAGACCUCCACCCAUCAUCCUCCAAGGGCCCAUCAAUCAGACACUGGCAGUGGACGGGACAGCUCUGCUGAAGUGCAAGGCUACUGGUGACCCGCUUCCUGUUAUCAGCUGGUUAAAAGAAGGCUUCACUUUUCUGGGCAGAGACCCUCGAACUUCCAUACAGGAUCAGGGGACCCUUCAGAUUAAAACUCUGCGGCUGUCUGAUACUGGAACUUACACUUGUGUUGCAACAAGUUCAAGUGGGGAGACAUCAUGGAGUGCUGUUCUGGAUGUGACAGAGUUGGGUGGAGCAACAGUCAGUAAAAGUUACGACAUAAAUGACCUCCCUGGGCCACCAUCCAAACCUCAGGUCACUGAUGUUACUAAGAACAGUGUCACCCUGUCCUGGCAACCAGGGACCCCUGGAAGCCUACCAGCUAGUGCAUAUAUCAUUGAGGCUUUUAGUCAAUCCGUGAGCAAUAGUUGGCAAACAGUGGCUAACCAUGUGAAGACCACUCUCUACACUGUGAGAGGACUGCGUCCCAAUACAAUCUACCUGUUUAUGGUGAGAGCUAUCAAUUCACAAGGUCUAAGCGAUCCCAGCCCUAUGUCAGAUCCUGUCCGAACACAAGAUAUCAGUCCACCAGCACAAGGUGUGGAUCAUAGGCAAGUCCAGAAGGAACUGGGAGACGUCAUUGUACGACUGCAUAACCCUGUUGUGCUGACACCCACAACAGUUCAAGUUACCUGGACAGUUGACCGCCAAUCGCAGUUUAUUCAGGGCUACCGAGUAAUGUACCGCCAAACAUCUGGCCUACCGUCUCCAGCUGUAUGGCAGAAUUUGGAGGUCAAAGUCCCAACAGAGCGCAGUGCUGUUCUAGUCAACUUGAAAAAAGGAGUCACUUAUGAAAUUAAAGUUCGCCCGUACUUCAAUGAAUUUCAAGGAAUGGACAGUGAAUCGAAGUCUGCUCGUACCACAGAGGAAGCUCCAAGUGCCCCUCCUCAGUCUGUUACUGUCCUGACAGUUGGAAACCACAACAGCACAAGCAUCAGCAUCUCCUGGGAUCCUCCCCCUCCAGAUCACCAAAAUGGAAUCAUCCAGGAAUAUAAGAUCUGGUGUCUAGGUAAUGAGACUCGAUUUCAUAUCAACAAAACAGUAGAUGCAGCCAUUCGGUCUGUAGUAAUAGGUGGCCUGUAUCCAGGUAUUCAGUACCGUGUAGAAGUUGCUGCAAGCACCAGUGCAGGUGUGGGAGUGAAAAGUGAGCCACAACCGAUAAUAAUUGGAGGCCGUAACGAAGUUGUCAUCACUGAAAAUAACAACAGCAUAACUGAGCAAAUCACUGAUGUUGUCAAACAGCCUGCCUUUAUAGCUGGCAUCGGUGGUGCAUGUUGGGUAAUUCUGAUGGGUUUCAGCAUUUGGCUGUAUUGGCGCAGAAAGAAGAGGAAGGGGCUCAGUAAUUAUGCUGUCACGUUCCAAAGAGGAGAUGGAGGACUAAUGAGCAAUGGAAGUCGACCAGGUUUGUUGAAUGCAAGUGACCCCAGUUAUCCUUGGCUUGCAGACUCUUGGCCUGCCACAAGUCUGCCAGUUAACAACAGCUCUAGUGGACCCAAUGAUCUUGCCAAUUUCAGUCGUGGAGAUGUGUUGCCACCAGUGCCAGGGCAAGGAGAUAAAACCGCUACUAUGCUUUCUGAUGGAGCCAUUUACAGCAGCAUUGACUUCACAACAAAAACUAGUUACAACAGUUCCAGCCAAAUAACGCAAGCUACACCAUAUGCCACCACCCAGAUACUGCAUUCCAACAGCAUCCAUGAGUUGGCAGUCGACUUACCUGAUCCUCAGUGGAAAAGCUCAAUUCAGCAAAAAAAUGACCUGAUGGGAUUUGGCUACUCUCUCCCAGAACAAGGAAAAGGCAACAAUGGUGGCAAAGGAGGGAAAAAGAAGAAAAGUAAAAAUGCUGCCAAGCCUCAGAAAAAUAAUGGUUCAAACUGGGCCAGUGUUCCCCUCCCACCCCCUCCUGUGCAACCGCUCCCAGGCACAGAGCUGGAACACUACGGGGUGGAUCAACAAGAAGCAGGAUAUGACAGUGAUGGUUGGUGUCCACCCUUGCCUGUUCAGACCUACCUCCAUCAGGGCAUGGAGGAUGAGCUUGAAGAAGACGAUGAUCGUGUUCCCACACCUCCUGUGCGAGGAGUAGCUUCAUCGCCUGCGAUCUCCUUUGGGCAACAAUCAACUGCAACCCUCACGCCUUCUCCGCGAGAGGAGAUGCAGCCAAUGCUUCAAGCCCACCUUGAUGAAUUAACCAGGGCCUACCAGUUUGAUAUAGCAAAACAGACAUGGCACAUCCAAAGCAAUACACAACCUCCUCAGGCACCAGUUCCACCCCUCGGAUAUGUAUCUGGAAACCUUAUUUCAGACUUGGAAACAGAUGUUCCAGACGAUGAUGAGGAUGAUAUUGAAGAAGAAACUCUAGAAAUCAAUAGGCCACUGAGAGGUCUAGAGCAUACUCCAGGCUCCAGUAUGGACAAUUUAGACAGCUCUGUGACAGGUUCAAUGGUAAAUGGAUGGGGUUCUGCGUCUGAUGAGGACCGUAACUUUUCUAGUCAUAGAUCUAGUGUAGGUAGCUCCUCAGAUGACUCGAUCUUUACCAGCGGCAGUUUUGCACAAGCUCUGGUUGCAGCAGCAGAUAAAGCUGGUUUUAGGCUGGAUGGAACCAGCCUGACAAGAACAGGCAAAGCAUAUCCUUCCUCUCAGAGACCUCGGCCAAGCAGUCCUUUUUCUACUGACAGCAACACCAGUGCAGCUGUCACUCAGAGUCAGAGGCCGAGGCCCACUAAAAAACACAAGGGAGGCCGGUUGGACCAACCCCCCUUGCCUCAUCGUAGGGAGGGAAUAACAGACGAUCUUCCACCACCACCUGACCCACCGCCUGGUCAGGGUUUAAGGCAGCAAAUAGGCCCGGGCCAGCGCGGAGGCUCGGCAGAGAGGAAAGGAAGCUCUCUUGAGAGGCAGCAUGCACCCAGCGUAGAUGACACAAAGAGCUCCUUGGACCGGCAAGCUAGGACAUCACUAGAGUGGCAGCGGCAAACCCAGGAGUGGAUAAGCUCUGCAGAACGCCAAGAGGAUUUCAGGAAAGCCCAACACAAGCAAGCAUUUGGAUCAGGUGCGUGUGUGCUGCACCAGCCCAGGCCAUGUUUCUUGAAGCUUUUUGGCUGA